This is a messenger RNA of Dendroctonus ponderosae (mountain pine beetle), 4837 nucleotides long. RefSeq names its product protein patched (gene ptc). Gene Ontology annotation, cellular component: plasma membrane. Gene Ontology annotation, biological process: smoothened signaling pathway. NCBI's taxonomy places the organism in Eukaryota, Metazoa, Arthropoda, Insecta, Coleoptera, Curculionidae. The transcript is spliced from 6 exons. The record is from RefSeq and is a predicted model, not a curated record. Gene Ontology annotation, molecular function: smoothened binding; hedgehog family protein binding; hedgehog receptor activity. Bases 450 to 4037 code for a protein of 1195 amino acids.
UCGUACGUUCAAAGCAGAAAUACAAUGAACGAGUGGAAGGUCCCAAGACCCAACAGCAACAUUUGAGAGUACUACGUUCGAGUUGCUAGUGAACGGGGUUUAGUUCGAAAGAAUCUCGUAGACGGAGAGAUUUAGCUCUGAAGAGCGAAUUUGAAUUUAAUUUUUAUAAAUACGUAUAGUUUGUGUGUUUAUUUUAUAUUUUUGUAUUUGUGGUUAUACGGUAAAUGUGAAUUAGUGUUGUGUUUAAAAAAUGGUCCGCCAAAAAAUGCCGCCUCGUUCUGUGUUCAUCGUUUGUCGAUGGGAUCUUCUAUGAACCCCAGGGAGAAUGUUUUUGUUUAUUUACAGGACGUUAACUAUUUUACCGGUUUGCUUGAUCUGUCGGCUGAUUUAUGGAGCGCUGAAUGGAGCGGAGCGCCACAAAGGGCCAGCUCGGCCCUGAGUAUUGACAGAUGGCGACUGGGACCAGGGCGCCCGAUGCGCCAGGGCCGGAGUCUCGACACGAGUCGGACCUGUACACGAGGCCUGGUUGGGUGGAUGCCGAUAUUGCACUAUCACAACUAAAUCAGGAUAAAGCAGUUGGAGAUCGCGGCAUUCUAUGGAUUCGAAGUCGAAUACAGAGCCAACUGAAAUCGCUGGGAUCUACUCUAGAAACGCAUGCAGGAAAGUUUCUUUUUGUCAGCAUAUUAGCAAUAGCAACUUUCUCUGUGGGACUCAAAAGUAUGACUUUUCAUACGGACAUUGAGCUUUUAUGGGCUGAACCAUCGAACACCCCUGAUACUGCACCCAAAGAGAUGCUCUCUACUCAUCAAAUGGUCGUUCAGACUGGAGUAGAUCCAGAUGUGAAUCUUCUAAAUCCUCAUAGCUUAUUAGAACACUUGCUUCUAAUACAAAAAGCAACACAAGUUACUGUAAACAUGUAUGAUAUAACAUGGAGAUUAAAAGACUUUUGCCAGUCGCCGAGCAUUCCAAAUAUAGAAGCUCAUUAUAUUGAGCAAAUAUUUGAAAAUAUGAUGCCCUGCUCUAUAGCCACGCCGCUAGAUUGCUUUUGGGAAGGAUCGAAACUCCUCGGACCUGAUUAUCCUGUACAUAUACCAUAUGGUGUAGGAGAUCAAAUCAAAUGGACCAACUUGAACCCCAAAGGGCUGAUGGACAAAAUGAAAAGCGGAGGGACAAGUUUCGAUUUCCAUUUCCUUGAAGACUAUCUAAAACGCUCUGGUAUCACCACUGCCUAUCAAGAAAAGCCAUGUCUAAAUCCGAAAGAUCCAGAUUGCCCUCAAACUGCGCCAAAUUUUAACUCCUCCCGUCCUGUAGAUGUUGGCGCAGAACUUACGAGUGGUUGUUAUGGAUUUGCCGCUAAAUACAUGCACUGGCCGGAAGAAUUAAUUGUGGGUGGGGUUAAGAGGAAUAAGACUGGUCAUAUAAAACAAGCCAAAGCUCUUCAAACUGUCGUUGAGCUUAUGGGUGAACACGAACUUUUUGAGUUUUGGUCUGGUCAUUAUAAAGUGCAUCAUAUUGGAUGGAAUCAAGAACGAGCGUCUACCGUAUUGAACGCUUGGCAAACGAAAUUCGCCCAGGAAGUUGAUCGUCUCACCAAAGCGAAAGAACAAUCAUCUUCAUCGUAUUUAUUUUUAACAUUUUCGACUGCUAACGUAAAUCGAAUUUUGAAAGAGUAUUCGAAUCCAAACUUUAUUAAAUUCGGAAUUGUGAUCGGUGUUUUAGCUGCGUAUGGGUGGAUAAUGCAAUCAUCGUUAGCGUUUAUCGGAACUCUAGUUUUGGCCAGUGCAACGACAGCAGCUUUAGGAGUUUGUAGUUUGAGUGGAAUCCCAAUAAAUUUGCUUAGUACACACGUUUUGCCGUUCAUAACAGUCGGUCUCGCGAUGCGCGAUAUGUUCCUUAUAUUAAAUGAGCAUACGAAGGACCUUUCUCCUCCAGAAAUUGUGUCUCGUACUGGACCAAGUAUAAUCUCAACCAUGCUGAUCAACGCUGCUACUUUCCUAUCAACUGCCAUAUUACCGGUACCAGCGUUAAGAGUUCUCGCCUUGCAGUGCGCAGUCAUGGUGAUCUUUCACGGCGCAGCAAUGUUGGUCGUUAUUCCAUGUUUGCUGGCUUUGGCACAACGUUGUCGAAAGUCUGACGUUCCCUGCUUCAAGAAAGAUUCCAAAAGGACUACAAUCCAAAACAACAAUAAUAAUCUGGAACAUGGAACAAACCUUCUCACAGCUGAACUGAUUUGCCAUCGAAAGAAAAGUAUUAUAUCGUAUUUUAUAGUGCGAUAUUUGAAGUCGGUGUUAUUGAAACCCACUGUAAAAGUGGUUUUAUGCUUAAUUUACACCAUAUUGGUGAUCGUCUGCGUUCAUAAUGGAUUGAAAGUUCAAUUCGAUGUAAAAUUGUCAUCAUUUCUUCCGCGGGACACUCAGGAGUAUAAAUAUCUUGAAACACACGAUAAAUAUUUCGGAUUCUAUAAUUUUUAUAUGGUGACUAACGAGUUUGAGUAUCCAUUUAGUCAGCCUUUACUUCAUGAGUUCCAUUCAUCAUUAUCCCAUGUUCCUCAAGUACUUAAGGACUCCAACGGUGGACUGGCUAUGAAUAAUUUUUGGCUCGAAAAUUUUAGAGAUUAUCUUGAAGAUCUUCAAUUAGAAUUCGAUAAUAGCAGAAAUGCAAAUUGUCUGAAUAGUGAAAAGUGGUUUUCAAAUGCCACUGAAAAAGCAGUAUUAGCCUUUAAGUUAAUGGCGCAAACUGGUAUUGUAGAAUUUCCUGUUGAUAAAAGUCAGAUAUUGAAGAAACGACUGGUGUAUGAAGGUAUUAUUGAUUCCAAAGCCUUUUACAAUUAUCUGUCAGUUUGGAAUAGUAAUGAUCAAAUGUCUUAUAGCAAUAGUCAAGCCGAUUUGUCGCCAAAACCGUUCCAGUACUAUAGUUCGAACGCGGAAUAUGAUUUGAAAAUUCCGCGAUCUCCACCAUUAGUUCGCGCUCAAAUGCCAUUCUACCUCAAAGGCCUUAAAAGCACAGGGGAUAUUAUAAAUGCACUCAAGCAAAUUAAAGCUAUUUCAGAAGAAUAUAAUUCCAGAGGGAUUAAAAAUUACCCCGUUGGCCUUAUUUUUGCAUAUUUCAACCAGUUCCUACUUUUGGAUAAAUUAAUAAUUAUCCAACUGCUACUGAGCUUUGGUGCAGCCGGAUUAGUUGCUUGUAUAUUAGUAAAGUGGUCGAAGCUGUGGUGUUCAUUAUUCAGUACCAUUGGAGCUAUGCUUCCUAUUUUGCUUCUUAAUAUUAAUGCUUUCAGUAGUACUAUGGGAGCACUUCACUUUAUUAUCGUUGGCAGAAAUAUCCUUCUGUUAACGACAGGGUUCUUAAGUGCCAUUGGGAGUAGAGAAAGGCGAGUUGCACUCUCUUUAGAAGUAAAUGCUGAUGCUAUCCUGAAAGGUGAUAUCGGGCUCAUAUUUUCUAUAAUAAUUCUUAUGGUAUCAGAUUUUGAGUUCAUUCAUAACGAAGUGUCCAAGUUCCUAAUACUUUCAGUGAUAACAUCGUUUGCCAAUUCUUUCGUUUUCUUCCCAGUUAUGCUGGCUUUAAUUGGACCCAAAGGUGAAAUUGUACCCAACGAACACGAUAAUAGAAUUUCGACUCCUCCUCCGCCAUCACCAACCCCUGUUCCGGAGAAACCCAAGGUGUUUUCAAAGCCUUCACGCCGAAUCUCCUCGAACAAAGCCACUAGAGAACCUAGUUUGACUACUAUUACCGAAGAAAGUUGUAAUCAGAGUAUUGUAGUCGAACCGCAAGUGACUGUCGAAUAUAGCAGUCCAGAGUCUAGUUCUAUUGGUCCUUAUACGACCAAAGUUACCGCCACAGCCAACAUAAAAGUUGAAGUUGUUACGCCAGUGUAUCGUUCGAAUAAGUGCGGUAGCAAGUGUCAUAGAAACUCUAAAUGUAAUAGAAGUAGGCAAAAACCCGUUCCAACUCAUCAACCACAGCAGUGUAAGUGUUGUAAUAAGGACUCUGAUAGUAGCGACGAUACUGCCGACACGGAGCCUUCCCAAUCAAGCUAGCAUUUCGUUACCACAAGGUUCAACUUAGCUUAACCAAUUCUAUAGCCAUAUUUUUUUAUAUGUAUUUUAUGUAUAAUAAAAAUCCAAUAACUAUUUAGUUUCAGUAUUAAAUUUAUUUCUUACAAGUCUGAAGAGUAGUAAGUAAGCUUGAACUAACUAACAAAUGCUGAGACUAAAUUCAUACAUGAGUUCAUUAAAUUUUUAGAAUUUUGUGUUAUUCAACGUUUAACUUGCCAUAUUUUCAUGGAGAUUAGUGACGUUAAACUGAAACAACUCUCCAACGCGGUAUAGGCAUUAUGUAUCUGGCCGCCAACUGUAUGAUAUUUACUGUAAUUUUAGCAUAACCAUUUUCAACUUAACUUAAGAAAUUUGUUCCAUUGCAACAUUCAUUUUCAAUCUAGUAAAUAGUAUUAGGUGCAUGAUGUGAGUAAAAUUGAAUAUAUCAACAUUUUCGCUUAUUCCAAAAUAUGUAUACGAUCUGAAAAUGAUUGGAAAUAUCGAAAUAUUGUAACUUAAAGUGAUGAAUGUUACGGUAAUUUUGAACAUGUACCUAUGAACUAGAAUGAUCCAUUGUAAUUCCAAAGAACUUUGCCGAAGAGCUUGUAGAAUUGGCUAACUUGAGCUAACCAAAACCGAAUGUAUAAAUGUUUAUAUUGCAUAUAUGUAUACCACUCAUUUAUUUAUUUUUUUAAAAACUAUGUAAGAUAAUUGGUAUUUAAAAAUUAAAUCUCCUAACGGUAUUAUUUAUAUUUUUUUGUAAGCAAAGAUUAUUUGACGAAAUAGAAACUGUUUUAUUAAAA